GUCGCGCAGAUGAAUGGCGGGGAAUUGUGCCCGGAGGUCUGCCGAGCGAAUCCAAGGCUGGCAGCUAGGAUGGCAAGCUUUGUUUGCAAGUGUGGCGGCGUGGUGCAACCGCUCUGUCAACAGUCGUGUCAAAGACUGGCGUUGUGUCGCGCUUCAGUUCCUGGCGACAAAGAACGCAGAAUGGCUCGCAAGAUGACGGCGAGACAGGAGAAGUGACGGUGUGUGCGGUGUGUGCGGUGUGUGUUCGGAGGCCGGUCAGACUCGAGGACGAUGUCAGGCUAGCCUGCGGUUCUCCCAGAGGCGCAAGUGUCGGUGAACGGCGCAGUGGGAUGGCUUCCUGUAUUCGGACAGAGCAGGGCCAGGAGUCCCGUGUUGCUCGUCUUGCAAUGGCGGUGCACUCGGCGUGGAGGCGGGCGAUGACGAGAGACGAGCUCUGCUGAGCUGCGGAUCGUCUGGCUGAGCGCGCGGAUGAGAGGUCGAGCGCGGCUACUGCGCAACAAGGAUUCCUGUUGCGGCGAAUUGAAGGUUUGGCAGGAUGAGGGUUCGCAGCACCCUCCGGUCGGCUUAUUCUGGGCAGCAAGACAGCCAAUGCAGGUAGAGGACGGGCGAAUGCUGGACGAUGUGACGGGGAUGCGAU
Pseudocercospora fijiensis CIRAD86 is the source of this 637-nucleotide messenger RNA. RefSeq lists its product as uncharacterized. The record is from RefSeq and is a predicted model, not a curated record. The transcript has a single exon. Bases 10 to 216 code for a protein of 68 amino acids. Lineage: Eukaryota; Fungi; Ascomycota; Dothideomycetes; Mycosphaerellales; Mycosphaerellaceae.